AAGACAGAGUCAGGACUGAUGAAUGAUCAGCAAAUAGACAGCAUUCAGCUCAGAGAAGAAUUUAUAGUAUGUUAUUCCGUCAGAUCUCAGGUGCAAGGAUGAUGACACUGACGGACAAACCAGCACAACACCUGUUCGAGUGGUUGGUUACCUUGAUCAUAGAAAAAACUGAAAAAUGAAGCCUAACGUUUGGAACAUAAAGGAAAUCUUAAAUAUUCCAUCAACCUCUAUGGCGAAAACAGGCAAAGGUGGUACAACUAGUGACUACUGCAAUCUGAGUGACUCACAGUUUUUGUUUGGAUCUCAGUUGUGGCCAGAGAACUCUCAAGGCUUUUCCCAGGAGAUGAGUGGACCGUCACAGGAACCUAAAUCUGAACAGAUAAAUGAGCUGAAGACGUCCAGCAGUUAUCACUCCAAGCCCUUGUUGUUUGGAGAUGGUAAAGCAGCAAACAUCACUGGUGGUAAAACACUGGGCAUAUUAGACAGAUUUGAAGAGGACAAGAAAAAGGCCAAAGAGAAUGAAAUGCUGAUUAAUGGAUUCAGACAGCUGCAUGAAAAUCUAGAAAAUAUCAAAAGGAUGUUUGUAAACUUUGUCGAUGGGAGCUGUGAUAUCACUAAAAAUGUUUUGGCAGAAGGACUUAAUGGUCUCAGAAAAACAAUUCAAGAUGAUCUAGCCAAUAUAAAGGAAAUCAUAGCAAGUCAGGCUAAAAUGCUGGUGAGUCUGCAGAACCAAACAAACCAAGAGAUGAAGGACAGUGAAGCAAAGACCACAGUGGCUAUAAAAGACUUGAGCUCACUCAUGAUCAGCAUGCAGCAGGAUUUGAAAUAUCUGAGAAUAGAGCAGAGCAAUGAGCAGAGCAUAUUUAGAGAGAUUCAGUCAAUGCUUGCCACAAUAAUUACCACUCACUCAGCUGGAGAUUGUACUAGGCCUGUCAGAAUGACUGACAACACUGUUCAGACUUCACCUGGUCUUAUUGGAAAGUGCUGUGCCAUUUCAGAGGAAAAGCGCUGUUGUGAAGGGAUGAGUCUGUGCAGAGGAUCAAUUACACGUUCAGAGGAAAGAGGACACUGUGGUUUGUGUCAUGCUAAACUGCAAUCUUCAGAAGAGCUCAACAUAGGUGGAUCUUUCCCAGUCCUAGGUUCUGUACAGCAGAAGCAGCUGCUGACCUGUACAUCAACUGAAAAGCCCUGCUGGUCUGUUCUAACCACUGCUUUGACCCACCCAGUGGCUGCUAAUACAGUCACUGCCAAUCUUCAAAGGAAUUAUGUUGUCAGAGCCCCUGUUCAUGUGGAACCUGUGAAUAAUUUGGCUGAUGUGGAAGAGAAAAGGUUCAGAAACUGGACUGAGGUACCCACACAGACAAAAAUGCCCAAGAGAGGACAGAGGAGCCAAAGUUACAGAAAAAAGAAGAGAGCUUUGAUUCUGCCACAGAGGAGACAGAAUGACAUGAUGACUUCGGUCAACAUAUUUGAGGAUAGCCAAUAUGAUGAAGAUAAAGAAAACAGGGUGCCUCUCUCAGCAUUCAAAACUGUUUCAAAGAAAAACCUACCAGCGACUCAGCAUAAAGCCACAGCUGGCCUGACAAAAAGAAAUGAAUGUGGACAGCACCUGAAUUCAUGGUCAUGGUCCCAGAGCAGCAAAAGCUCUGAUGUGAUGGUGGAGUACAAGAAAUCUGAACAGGAGAUGCCCGAGCAAAAAUCUAAUACCAUAGUUAAACAGAGAGGCAUCUGGCAGCUCUUUGACUUCAUGAGUGACUCUGAUUGA
Molecule: messenger RNA, 1765 nt
Organism: Astyanax mexicanus (Mexican tetra)
Lineage: Eukaryota; Metazoa; Chordata; Actinopteri; Characiformes; Acestrorhamphidae
Gene: iho1
Product: interactor of HORMAD1 1
Exons: 8
Coding region: 176-1765 (529 amino acids)
Biological process (GO): DNA recombination; homologous chromosome pairing at meiosis; meiotic DNA double-strand break formation
Cellular component (GO): condensed nuclear chromosome
Source: RefSeq, a predicted model, not a curated record